Messenger RNA from Dryobates pubescens (Downy woodpecker), 2561 nucleotides. RefSeq names its product ankyrin repeat domain 46 (gene ANKRD46). NCBI's taxonomy places the organism in Eukaryota, Metazoa, Chordata, Aves, Piciformes, Picidae. Gene Ontology annotation, molecular function: protein binding. Bases 120 to 806 code for a protein of 228 amino acids. The record is from RefSeq and is a predicted model, not a curated record. The transcript is spliced from 4 exons.
CGCGCGGCCGCCCCGCCGCCUCCGAUUCCCUGUUGUGCGGCCCGAGCCCGGCGGCCCCUGCGUGCCGAGCCGCCGCCGAGUGCAGGUUUGUCACCUACUCCAGAGAGAGAGUCGAAACGAUGUCCUACGUGUUUGUCAACGACUCCUCGCAGACCAACGUGCCGCUGCUGCAGGCUUGCAUCGAUGGAGACUUCAACUACUCCAAACGGCUGCUGGAGAGCGGCUUUGACCCCAACAUCCGAGACAGCCGGGGCCGCACCGGCCUCCACCUGGCUGCAGCCAGGGGCAACGUGGACAUCUGUCAGCUCCUGCAUAAAUUCGGUGCUGACCUCCUAGCCACUGAUUACCAAGGUAACACAGCCCUUCACCUGUGUGGCCAUGUGGACACCAUCCAGUUCCUCGUGUCUAAUGGACUUAAAAUUGAUAUCUGCAACCACCAAGGUGCAACGCCGCUGGUUCUCGCCAAGCGCAGGGGCGUGAAUAAAGAUGUGAUUAGACUGCUGGAGUCUUUAGAGGAGCAAGAGGUGAAAGGAUUUAACAGAGGAGCUCACUCCAAGCUGGAAACCAUGCAGACUGCUGAAAGUGAAAGUGCCAUGGAAAGCCAUUCCCUCCUUAAUCCAAACCUGCAGCAAGGUGAGGGAGUUCUCUCCAGCUUCCGCACGACAUGGCAAGAGUUUGUGGAAGACCUGGGCUUCUGGAGGGUGCUGCUGCUCAUCAUUGUCAUUGCUCUGCUCUCCCUUGGGAUCGCCUACUAUGUUAGUGGGGUGCUUCCUUUUGUAGAAAACCAGCCUGAGCUGGUGCACUGAAGCCAACGCAGAGAAGUGCUCUGUGCUUCCCCCUGAUCUUACUCCCAGCUCCUUCGAAUUCUCCUCUCGGUGCAGGCAGUGGCAGCUGUAUCUGCUGAUUGCCUUUCCUACCCUUUUGAAAGAGGCAUUCAUUCAUUUCAAGUAAAACACUACAUUCUAAAACAUUCCUAAGCUACCUCUGACUUAACCUUGAUUUGCAAGCGAGAUGGGAAGAUAAUCCUCUCUGACGAUAAACUGUUUCAUGAUUCGGAAAGGCCCUUUCAUAAUGAAUAUUAAAUUUCUGGGCACGAAGGAAACAUCCUAGUAGAGACCCAAAUUUGAUUUAUUUUGCCUGUGGAAAGAGGUACAUCUGUUAUUGGCUUCUUUUGUGUGUGUGUUUCACUUGAAAGAAAUAAAAGUGCUCCUCAAAAAAACCUGAAUAAUCCCAGAACUCAUUCUAAACUUCAUAGCUCCUUUAAUGCCUCCCCCUAAUUUCCUGUCUGCUAGCUGAUAAAAAGAAUGAGAGCUAGCUGAAGUUUUGCCGUGUCUAUACUGUAUAGAUGACUCCUUUGUUAGGUUAAUGUGCUGUUUCUUCCUCGGAUGGAUUCUGUGCUGUUAAUAGCUGCCUGAGUACAUCUUGUGGGACAAAGCCGGCUGUUGUGCUUUGGCGGUGAGGUUGCUUCAGCCUUAGGCUGAGGUGUAGCGUUUUGGGUGAAUUGUUACUAAGAAAACCUUUCUUUGUUGGGGUGGUUAAGAAGUGCUUUAGGUGUUCUGCUCUGUAUAUAAUGACACUGUGAGGCCAUUGUCUUUGUGAAACAUGUAAUGAAGGAUCACUUUUUCUUCCUCCCACCAGGACCUGACUGAAACAGAUAAUUGUGUUGCUCUCCUGUUUGUGGGGAGGACUGGGCUGAACAGAAUUCCUCUCUAGAGCUGCUUUGCAUUUCGGUUGUUUGCCGAUAGCAGCACAGGCUCGGGACCUGAGCAUGCAGAAUAAAAGUGUUUCAAAUGUUACUAUUUGGGAACAUUGUGUGAAAUUCAAUCCUGGCCUGGUCUGUACUUAGCUGUGAAAUCUUUUGUAAAUCAUCUAGGGUUAGAACUCUUUUGAAGACCAGAAGGGUACUGCAUGUAGUAAGUUGGAGGGUUUUGAAGCAAGCAGAUCAUCCUCUCCCAUGCUGAUUUGACAUCUGACUCCCUUUGUUCCCAUUGCCUUGAAAAUCCCAGAAAAGAGGAAUUCUGCAAACCUAAUGAAUCUUUCUUAUCUUAGCCACUCCUAAAUUAUUGCUGAAUGGCAUCAAACAUUUAUAAAGUUAAAAGUUGCAAUAAAUAGUGAUAGAAGUAAGCCCCAUCUCUGCUCUGAUACCACAUGUGUUUCGGUCCUGUCUGUGGGUCUGAGUGAGGAGGGUUCUUGUCCUUGGUGUGUGACAGGGGCUUGACUGGGCUGGGCCUCCUUCUCAGCUGCAUCAGGAUAAUUCUUGAGCUUGCUUCUUGAGACAGAGUUUAAUGAAAUGAUACUUUCCUAGGAGCCACAAUGCCACAGGAAGGAAAGCCUCUUAUGAAGAGCACACCAAACCAACCCCAGAGCAUACACUUGAAUAUUUCAGUCAUCCUACAUCUGGUGGUAAACAGAGGAGUACCAACUCAUAGCAUAUCUAAAAUGCCAUUUAAUCCUCUACAGAAGCACAUCUCAGUUAAUACUCCUGUUGCUGUUGAGUCUGUAUUGCCUGCAGAACAUGUAAUUGUGUUCUCAGUCUGGGUGAAUGGCACAAAUAAAGAUCU